AAUCAAGAGUGAUUUAGAACGAGUCCAGUAUAAAGAACACCGCAGAGUUUGUCACAUAAAUGCAGAGCAGAAACGUCGCUCAAAUUUGAAAAAUAACUUUGAUAUUAUGCACCAGCUUAUUCCUUCCAUUAAUCAAAAUGCUAAUGCCAAGAUCAGUAAAGCAGUAAUGUUGCAGAAAGGAGCAGAAUAUAUCCAUCAGUUGAAAUCCGAGAGACAGCAGUUAACAGAACAAGCAGAGAAACUUCGAGCUCAGAUAGAUGUUCUGUGUUGUGAAAUUAGCAAUGCUCAAGCUUUGCUACCAGCCACCGGAGCUCCCAUGACACAUGCUCGUUACAGCAAGCUCAAGGAGAUGUUUAAUAACUACGUUCGUGAACGCACAUUAGCUAACUGGAAAUUUUGGAUAUUUUCUCUGAUCACAGAACCUUUGCUAGAGUCUUACAACAGCAGUGUCAGCACCAGCUGCUUAGAUGACCUUUGCCGUUCCUCCCUUGCUUGGCUCGAUCAACAGUGUUCUCUUAACGUCCUUCGACCAUUGGUAUCCAGCUCAAUGCGCAAACUAAGUACUUCCACAAAUGUUUUAUCUGACCCUGAUAAUCUGCCAGAGGAAGUAUAUCGUCGGGUGACCAAGCAAGAGGGAGACAGAUUCCAUCAUCGGUGAUCUUGGGCCUAGAUUUCUUUCUGAAAAUUACAUGCCAAAUCUUGAAGAACACAGAUGGCCUAUGUUGUUGGAACCUGGUGGUGAGGAGGAAGGCCUAGCUUGUGAAAUCUUAAGUCAUAAUAAUGUUUGGGAUAAAAGAAAUCUUUAAGCAGUCUUAAAAAAAUUUACCAAAUAUGAGUAAGCUGCAGAGGUUGUCAUUGUUAUUUGUGACCUAGAUUUUUAACUAGAAACCACAUGCUGUACUGUAUCAAAAAUAAAGCUGAUAUUUGCUUUGGUCGUCCACUUUACAAAAGUCUGUCAGGCAUUUGUUCUUCCAAAAGAGACAUAUAUAUUUUUCCUAUAUUACUACUGUAUAUUUGAAAUUUGUUACACUUAUUUUUGAAAAUAAAAAUUCUUGAAAGUCAAUUUUUACAAUUCAAAAAAAAAAAUUGGCAGCUUUCCUUUUAAGUUUUACAGAAAUUUUAUUUAUUUUAUAUUCAGGAUUCAUACUAAAACUUGAGUUAAACUUUAAAUACUGAAACUUUAGUUUUAUCUAUAUCAGUAAUGCUGUCUCCUGUGUUGAGGGUAAUUUUAGUAUUUAUUAUAUAUGUACUUCAUAAAACCUAGUUGCCAUGCAGAUUAAUUGUUCAUGCAUAUCUCAUCAAGUUAUAUUUGAUGUUAUCUCUUAUUUUGAACUCCCGCUAUAUUCUAUUCUACUUAUUACUAUAAUGUGUUAUGUAUUUAGUGUGACGGAGAGUCAACAGGUAACAGAAAAGACACGCAUAUAACAAAACAAAACCUUUUAUUCUCAUGACUGUUGAUGGCAAGACAUCAUAAUAAUAAAAGGCCUUCAUUUGCUAUGCAUCUUUUUCCACAGUCAUUUUUUUAUUUUCAUAUCAGAAAAUGAUACACCAAUCAUUAUCAUUUUUCAGUUUUGUUGCUUCUCUAAAGAAUUUUUUAAAUUGUGUGAUUGACUAAUUCAAUACUGAUUUAUUUCUUUGCCAGUUCUGAAAAAGGCUGUUUCAAGUCACACAUUUUAUACCAUGUUCAGUGAAACUGCCAUACAGAUAUCCAGUGUAGUAUAUAACAUAUACAUAUUCAUGCUCACUUAUAUUCAGAUAUAGGGAUUUUUUGAAGAAAAGAUUCCAUAAAAAGUCCAAGUUACAAGUAAAACCUACUGUUGGGAAAAGAAUUUUCAUUAAUUCUUGAAGUAAACACUGUGGAAUUUUAAUGAAUAAUAUUUACUUUCAUUAAUUUUAGCAAUGAAUUAUGUAAGGUGUUUAUUCAGUAAUUAAGUAAAAAUUAGAUCAAAUGUGCAAUAAUAAAAAAAUUAUUGAUGUGGUUGUCAUAAAAACCUUGCAGAGAAACACAAAUUUCUUUAGCAACCACAUUUAUUUCAUCCUGAAAUUCCCAGUAGUGACAUCUGUAUAUUUGUAACUUUGAAUGCCAACAAUUUUCACUAAUUUGUUUGUGGUACAUAUGAAGUUUUUAAGGAAUAAUAUAUUUUAUGAUAUAAUCAACACAAUGCCCCCAUGCUCUUUGUUGACUAUAACACCACAGCAUGUACUAGAAACCAACAUGUUUUGACUGUCUCAAUAUGUAUAUGGUUUUUGGGCAUACCAGUAAUGAAAAAGUACUCUGCAAAAAAGAAAAAAGUAUAAUAGUACUUUCAUAUUACUAUGUAUGUAGCAUUACAUAAGCUCAGUUUUAUUCAUUGCUGACUGCAGCUCAAAGUCUUGUAUUUUUGUGCAUUCUCAUGGACAAAGAGGCAGGCAGAUCCACACAAAAGAGAUACCUUAAUCACAAAUGAGUAAUUGUACAGUAUAUGCUACAGCCAGUGGAAAAUAAAUAAUUACACAACAAGCUAAAUACUAAAAAUAGGAUUCUGUGACACUUACGGGUCCAGUGUUAAGUACUGAACCCGUGUCUUAACAGUGCUGCAGGAAUGGAUGUGCAAAAGUAGGAAUGAGCGAGGGAUAGGAUGUGUGAAGGUAGAGGUUAGUAGGGGGUGGGGAGUUAAUGCAAGACAAAAUUAUCUGUAAGGAUGUAACGGAAAAUUAUGGUUUAGAACUGGUUUUCGAUUAUAAAAAUAAUUAUAUACAGUAAAUACAAACAGGUACUUGAAUCACACAACUCAUACACAUGAUAUGAUUUAAAUGACCCAAAAAGAGAUGGUGUUCUUAAAUGUAAAGUAAAUGUCACUAUUAGAAAUUGGUGAAAGUUGCAGCAGGCCUCAUGAAGAUUAUAAAUGUGCGAUAAAAUACUGACAAAAUUGUAUAAAUAAAAGAAGAGGAAACUGGACCACUUCUUGGAAUAAGUGCCAGAUCAGCCAAGUUAUGAUGGUCGUGGGAUGGCAGACUGUUCGCUGGAACAGCCUGCUUGAUCAGGCAGUCAACAAGGAAGUUUGGCUUUAGGCUCUGUUGCAAAUUUAUCACAAUAAAAACUAUAUAUAUGAAGUCACGAGAGACUUAUACUCUUCUUGCAAGCUUGAAAAUAAUUUUCAAAUAUUUUGAUGACAAAGUUCAAAAAAAGUUAGAUCAUAGACUUUCUUUCUUUCUUUCAACACAUCGGCCGUAUCCCACCAAGGCGGGGUGGCCCAAAAAGAAAAACGCAAGUUUCUCUUUUAAAUUUAGUAAUUUAUACGGGAGAAGGGGUUACUAGCCCAUUGCUCCCGGCAUUUUAGUCGCCUCUUACAACACGCAUGGCUUACGGAGGAAGAAUUCUGUUCCACUUCCCCAUGGAGAUAAGAGGAAAUAAACAAGAACAAGAACUAGAAAGAAAAUAGAAGAAUACCCAGAGGGGUGUGUAUGUAUAUGCUUGUACAUGUAUGUUUAGUGUGACCUAAGUGUAAGUACAAGUAGCAAGACAUACCUGAAAUCUUGCAUGUUUAUGAGACAGACAAAAGACACCAGCAAUCCUACCAUCAUGUAAAACAAUUGCAGGUUUUCGUUGUACACUCACUUGGCAGGACGGUAGUACCUCAGUGGGCAGUUGCUGUUUACCAACCUACUACCUAGGUAGAUCAUAAACACUAGAAAAAAUUAGAUUAUGAUGCUGUAGUGCAGUGUCCAUUCUCUACUUAAAUAUUUAGAUGUAACAAGCUUAGAGAUCUGCAAUAAAAUGGAUCCCAGAGUUAAGAUCGUUGAAUUAUUGAGAAAUAUUAAAGACAAAUUCAUUGCUUUGUAGUAUUAAUAGCAAAAACUAUUUUUUUUUUUUUUUUUUUUUUUUUUUUUUUUUUUUUUUUUUUUUUUUUUUCAACAAGUCGGCCGUCUCCCACCGAGGCAGGGUGACCCAAAAAAAAGAAAGAAAAUCCCCAAAAAGAAAAUACUUUCAUCAUCAUUCAACACUUUCACCACACUCACACAUUAUCACUGCUUUUGCAGAGGUGCUCAGAAUACAACAGUUUAGAAGCAUAUACAUAUAGAGAUACACAACAUAUCCCUCCAAACUGCCAAUAUCCCAAACCCCUCCUUUAAAGUGCAGGCAUUGUACUUCCCAUUUCCAGGACUCAAGUCCGACUAUAUGAAAAUAACCGGUUUCCCUGAAUCCCUUCACUAAAUAUUACCCUGCUCACACUCCAACGAGAUCGUCAGGUCCCAAGUAUCAUUCGUCUCCAUUCACUCCUAUCUAACACGCUUAUGCACGCUUGCUGGAAGUCCAAGCCCCUCACCCACAAAACCUCCUUUACCCCCUCUUUCCAACCUUUCGAGGACGACCCCUACCCCUCUUUCCUUCCCCUAUAGAUUUAUAUGCUUUCCAUGUCAUUCUACUUUGAUCCAUUCUCUCUAAAUGACCAAACCACCUCAACAACCCCUCUUCUGCCCUCUGACUAAU
This is a messenger RNA of Cherax quadricarinatus, 4471 nucleotides long. Lineage: Eukaryota; Metazoa; Arthropoda; Malacostraca; Decapoda; Parastacidae. The record is from RefSeq and is a predicted model, not a curated record.